This is a messenger RNA of Carassius carassius (crucian carp), 2997 nucleotides long. RefSeq names its product hepatocyte growth factor-regulated tyrosine kinase substrate-like. Lineage: Eukaryota; Metazoa; Chordata; Actinopteri; Cypriniformes; Cyprinidae. The transcript has 21 exons. The coding region runs from base 69 to 2336 and encodes 755 amino acids. Gene Ontology annotation, molecular function: metal ion binding; ubiquitin binding; phosphatidylinositol binding. The record is from RefSeq and is a predicted model, not a curated record.
ACUCGCUUAUUCACACAGGUGAACAACAUCAAAACAGACACAGCGCGUCCCGAUAUCAGAGAUCAGAAAUGGGCAAAGGCGGCGGAACGUUUGAGAGACUGUUGGAUAAGGCUACCAGUCAGCUGCUGCUGGAGACAGACUGGGAGUCCAUUCUGCAGAUAUGUGACCUCAUUCGGCAAGGAGAUACACAGGCUAAGAAUGCAAUUGUUUCCAUCAAGAAAAAACUCAAUGACAAAAAUCCACAUGUAGCACUCUAUGCUCUUGAGGUCCUGGAGUCAGUGGUGAAGAACUGUGGCCAGACGAUUCAUGACGAAGUGGCCUGUAAGCAGACAAUGGAAGAGCUGAAGGAGCUGUUCAAGAAACAAACCGAACCGAACGUGAAGAACAAGAUCCUUUAUCUGAUCCAGGCCUGGUCCCACGCCUUCCGCAACGAGCCCAAGUAUAAAGUCGUCCAGGACACCUAUCAGAUCCUGAAGGUGGAAGGUCAUGUCUUCCCGGAAUUCAAGGAGAGCGAUGCCAUGUUUGCAGCAGAAAGGGCCCCUGAUUGGGUGGAUGCAGAGGACUGUCACAGAUGCAGGGUUCAGUUUGGUGUGCUAAACCGAAAGCACCACUGCAGGGCAUGUGGGCAGAUUUUCUGUGCUAAGUGCUCUUCUAAGUACUCUACCAUUCCCAAGUUUGGCAUUGAGAAGGAGGUGCGUGUGUGCGAGCCCUGCUUCGAGCUUCUCAACAAGAAAGCUGAAGGGAAGGCCGCCAGCGCUGGGCAGCCCGAGCUUCCCCCUGAGUACCUGACCAGCCCUCUGUCCCAGCAGUCUCAGAUGCCUCCUAAGAGAGACGAGGCUGCACUGCAGGAAGAAGAGGAGCUGCAGCUGGCCAUCGCACUGUCUCAGAGUGAGGCCGAGGAGAAGGAGAGGAUGAGACAUAAGAACACUUAUUCUGCGUACCCCAAAGUUGAUCCCACCCCUGUGACUUCCUCUGCACCUCCUGUCAGCACUCUCUACUCCACUGUGAACUCAACGGCUCCAUCAGCUGAAGACGUGGACCCAGAGCUGGCCCGUUACCUAAAUAGAACUUACUGGGAGAAGAAACAGGAAGAGGUUCGCAAGAGUCCCACCCCCUCUGCUCCUGCUCCAGUGUCACUGGCUGAGCCCGUGCCAAUCAGCCAACCAGUGGAAAGCCACGCUUCAGUCCAACCCAUCAACAUAGUAGAGCAGCAAUAUCAGAAUGGAGAAUCUGAGGAGAACCAUGAGCAGUUCCUGAAGGCCUUGCAGAACGCCGUCACCACCUUCCUUAACCGCAUGAAGAGCAACCACAUGCGCGGCCGCAGCAUCACCAACGACAGCGCUGUGCUCUCUCUCUUUCAGUCCAUCAACAACAUGCACCCACAGCUGCUGGAAAUCCUCAACCAGCUGGAUGAGAAGAGACUGUACUACGAGGGACUUCAGGACAAGCUGGCGCAGGUGCGUGACGCACGGGGGGCACUGAACGCCCUGAGAGAUGAGCACAGGGAGAAACUAAGACGGGCUGCCGAGGAGGCAGAGAGACAGAGACAAAUCCAACUCGCCCAGAAACUAGAGAUCAUGAGGCAGAAGAAACAGGAGUACUUGGGGAUGCAAAGGCAGCUCGCGAUCCAGCGCCUACAGGAGCAGGAGAAGGAGAGACAGAUGCGUCUGGAGCAGCAGAAGCACACCAUUCAGAUGAGAGCACAGAUGCCUGCGUUCCCCCUGCCCUAUGCACAGAUGCAGUCACUGCCUCCUAAUGUGGCAGGAGGGGUGGUGUAUCCCCCCACUGGCCCUCCCAGCUAUCCUGGCACCUUCAGUCCUGCUGGCUCAGUGGAGGGGUCGCCCAUGCAUGGAGUCUACAUGAACCAGCCCGGACAGACUGCUGCCGGUGGCCCGUACCAGGCCAUGCCUGUAUCAGCUACAGAUCCCAACAUGGUGAACGCUUACAUGUAUCAGAAUGCAGGCACCAGUGGGCAGCCAGCCGCCCCAGGUCAAGCCCCUCCCACAACCAGCCCCGCCUACACUAACUAUCAGCCCACACCCACACAGGGCUACCAGAACGUGGUCUCUCAAGCUCAGAGUUUGCCCCCUAUGUCCCAGGCUCCCCCCACCAACGGUAUCGCCUACAUGGGCUACCAGCCAUACAACAUGCAGAAUAUGAUGAACGCUCUUCCAGGACAAGACCCCAACAUGCCUCCCCAGCAGCCCUACAUGCCUGGGCAGCAGCCUAUGUACCAGCAGAUGGCUCCCCCCGGCGGUACACAGCAGCAGUCUCAACAGCAGCCGGCGCAGGCUCCUCCGGGCAGUCCUGAGGCUCAGCUCAUUUCAUUUGACUGAUCAUAUACCAUCCAGGUCCAGCACACUACAUGCAACCCUCGCUCACCCUGCUGUCUCUGGCUCCAUUACCCUGCACCUGCUCUCACUUCACUAUUAUCCACAGAUAUUAAAGCAUUUGGCUUUCUUGGGUCCCCCUCCUCUCCGUCUCUUUAAAUGAAAUGAGGAGAUGCUACAGAUGGGAGCUGGUGGGGAACCUUUGUCUCUUAACUUGAUGAAUCUCACAAAACUCUCUAGAUCAUAUUUUACUCCUCUUUUGCUUAAAGAAAAUGAAACCUGGUUUAGACCAUUACAUUUUUUUUGUGACAGUAUGAGUUAAAUGUGUUUCUUUGCUCAGUUUCUCAUUACUGUAAUGCAAAAAAAGAAAGAAAAAAAAGUAAUUUAAACUGUAAAGUAGUUACAUGGUAAUAUUUGUUGUACUGCCUUUAUUCUGAUAUCAUGAUUAAAAAUGACUGUAUUAGUAAUGAGAUUCACCAUUGACAAUUAUUAGAUUUACCAAAAAUAACAACAUCAAAUCAUCCUGACACAUUGAAUUUGUGAGAGAUUUAGUGAAAAUUUGCGUUGACGAUGCAAAAAAUAUUAAUGGUACUAGAAUAAAUUUCUGCAUUACUGCAACAUGAGUCAUACUUUGGUAAAUCAUAAUUAUGAGACGUUAUGUCAAAAA